GUUUUAAUACAUCCUUCAUAUUCAAUGAAACCAAAACCCUUUUAGGACUGAGUCUGGGACGUUCAAUAUCUAUUGUCUGCUGGCAAACAGGAGGCCUACAGCAGCAGCAGCAGCAGCAGCUUCUGAAGCUCCUACAUCUUCCCACAUCAUUCAAACGCUGCAUGUCAGACACAGGGCAGAUAAUAACCCCAAGGCAAGACCUGCCAGUCUCCCCGGCAGCUGGAGAAACGCUUUGUUUGUUUGUCUCCUCAGGUUCCUCUGCCCACACCGGGCAUCUGACACAAGAAGAGCGAUUGGCUCUGAGGAGUUGAUGACGGAGGGAGCGCACCGUCCUCUCCAGGAGCGCAGCCCACUCCCUCACAAACAUAUACACACACACAGUCACACACAUACAUAUACACACCGCUCCUCCGUCCGGUGGCAUGAGACCAGUGUGUCGGGCUGGGAUGCACAUUUGAUUGGAGAACUUUUUUCUUUCUGUGCUGUGAUUAUUUUGGUUCGUUUUGGAGGUGGAGACCUGUUAGGACUGCGCGUUUUCUCCCCAGGAGCGCGCAGUGUGGCACACGCUGGAACAAAAACAGCUCAGAGCGGCGAGUGCAGCGCAGGCAGGUUUCCGUUUUAAAAGCAGCGGGAGAGGCAGGAGAGUUACGGAGUCCGCGGGGAAGCGGCGUCGGUGCAUUAGGUCCAAGGACACCUCUGUAACAUAACGGCCGGGAUACUGAACAGAAAUCAGCGGCGGAACUUGGAUAUGGCGGGUGUGAAGACGUUCGACCUUCUGGUUGGAGUUGUUUUAGUUUUGCAGUGUGUGGGGAAUGCCCAGCGCGACAUCACAGCCAGCAACGGGUCAUGGGGAGCAGGGGCUUAUCCAAGCAUGCAGAGCUUUAGCCCGAAGGCAGGGAAGCAAGUCUGCAGUCCAUCACAGGACUAACAGACAUACAGACCAUCUCUGCCUGCUGUCAUACAGGGGUCUCUUACUCAUACGUGCAGGGGCAGGCGGGAGAUGAGGACGCAGCAGUGGACGUGAAGCUUUACGGUCACCGGUCGAGGAGAUGGCUUCCCCCGAAACCUCGUAACAUGGACAGUAACAGGGCCAGUCAGGAGCAGGACCAGGAGCCUGUGCAGGAGGAGCCGGAGGGCUUCCCAGGCCUGCUGUCCACUGAGGACACAGACAACAGCUCCCAGAUAGAGGAGGAUACAGAUCACGACUAUUACACGUCAAAAACGUACAGUCCAUCGGAUCCGAUGAGCAAGGACUUGUGGGUAAAUAUCGACCAGAUGGACAAGGACAAAGUGAAGAUCCACGGGAUUCUGUCCAACACACACAGACAAGCAGCGAGAGUUAAUCUGUCCUUCGAUUUCCCUUUUUACGGACAUUUCCUGCGUGAAAUCACCGUAGCAACUGGUGGGUUCAUCUACACAGGUGACGUGGUCCACCGGAUGCUAACUGCUACACAGUACAUCGCUCCUUUAAUGGCAAAUUUUGACCCCAGUGUCUCCAGAAACUCAACUGUCAUCUACUUUGACAACGGGACUGCUCUGGUGGUGCAGUGGGACCAUGUCCACCUACAGGACAACUACAACCUGGGAAGCUUCACCUUCCAGGCAACACUGCACAACACCGGCAGGAUUGUUUUUGCAUAUAAAGAGAUCCCUGUUGAGGUGUCACAGAUCAGCUCUGUCAAUCACCCGGUGAAGGUGGGCCUGUCUGAUGCCUUUGUGGUGGUCCACAAGAUCCAACAGAUACCCAACGUGAGGCGGAGGACAAUCUACGAGUACCACCGUGUGGAGCUGACAAAGACGAAGAUCACCAAUUCUACAGCCGUGGAAAUAAUGCCUUUACCCACCUGUCUCCAGUUCACCAGCUGUAGCUCGUGCAUCUCCUCACAGAUCAACUUUAACUGCAGCUGGUGUCACCGGCUCAACAGGUGUUCCAGUGGCUUUGACCGCCAUCGACAGGACUGGGUGGACAACAGCUGCCCAGAUGAGACCAAGGACAAGUUGUGUGACAUCAUCGACACCACUUAUCUCUACCCCUUCACCACCACGAUUGUCGCUAAAACGACAUCCAAGAGCAAAGAGGCCACUGCAGGCAGGGACGCCCCCACCGCCUCCUACCCUCCCACCAGCGUCCCCACUGAAGAUGAUACCAAGAUCGCCCUGCAUCUCAGAGACAACCAGGUGAUGCCUGCAGACAGUGCUGUGGACAGGAUGCCAGGUACACACUCUGUGCACAUUGGUCUGAUCCUCGGUAUCCUCCUGGUGAUGCUCAUCAUGGUCGCCGGCGUGCUGGUCACCGUGUACGUCUACCACCACCCGACCUCUGCAGCCAGCCUCUUCCUUAUUGAGAGACGCCCAAGCAGGUGGCCAGCCAUGAAAUUUCGCCGAGGAUCGGGUCACCCGGCCUACGCCGAGGUGGAGCCGGUGGGCCAGGAGAAGGAGGGCUUCAUCGAGUCUGAGCAGUGCUGAAGGAGGAGGGGGUGCCUACAGCCCCCACUGCAUCUCUCCCCCACCCCCCACCCCCACCCUCCCUCCUCCCUCCUGUGUUGGCCCUCCUUCCCUCCGGCUCCACAGGGACUUCUCACCAGGAAGCUCCAGGUUCUGCUUAUCGGCUCAGUGUACAAAAUGACUCGUUAAGACUGUGGAAUUGGUCCACUGAGCGCCACGCGGGACUGGAUGGAGCAGCCAACAAUACGAGGAAGUGAGAAAACCCUGAAAACUGAUCCCAGACAUGAACACUUUGUUCAGCUGCUGUUGGCAAGGAGCUGACCUACCGGGGACAGAGGGAGGGAACAGCAUAGAUGACUUAGACUCAGUCACCAUUGGUUAAGUUUUGAACGGCUGCUAUGAUGUUGCCAUGGAGGGAUUGUACAGCCUGACUGCCUAGACUGGAUACUAGUGGGUCUGAGUGGGUGAAUUAUACAAGAUAUAUUUUCAGAAACAAUACAGAGUACGUGAACAGAGAUUUCCACUUUAUUUUCGGUGGGGUUAUACUGUAUAGGCCUUUGUAUAUCCAUCAGGUUUUCACUUCUUUUCCUUCUUUCACUAUGCUGUUUUCAUAAGGGUUGGCACAUUUAUCUGUAUAGACGGUCGGUAUUGCUUUUCAAUACCAUAGCAGGUUUAAUUGACUUUUCCACUGCCUGCUCUGCACAGGGAGGGUGCAGCUCUGCGAUAUGACGCAAGCUGCAAUCCUGUCACUGCGAUCGACUGCAGCUUGGAGGAAAAAAAAAAAAAAGAAAGAAAAGUUUCAGCAUCAGCGUUGAGUUAGUUUGCGAUGUUUGGGCUGGGUUCAUUUUUCUAAAAAACAAAAAAAAAAAAAGAUGUUUUUAAGUAAGAUGUUUUUUUGUCCACUGACAGUAGCUCAGUGGAUUUUAUUUUUAAUGGGUGAUGGGCACACUCUUAUCCUUCUCAUUCUUUUGAUUGGUUCUUUGAUUGAUUCCUUACAUCACUGAUGCCAUUUUAUGGGGUUUUUUUCCUUUUUCUUUUGCCAUGCCAUUUUGUCCCAGACUAGAGUUUGCACAAUUUUUUUUUCUCCAAGCACAUUUUAUUUGCUCAUUUGACAUGUGGUACUAAUGCAAAAUGACAAGACAGGCGCUUGUGAGUGUGUAUGCUUGAAUAUAUUUUCUAAAGUGUAAGUGAUUCUGUGUGUGUGUAUAUACGUGUGGGAAUACGAAAAGAGAGCAGCUUACGGUAGUGAUUGGAUAUCCACCUGCUUUAUGGGUGCAUAUGUUUGAGUUGGCUCUGCACAGUUGGUUCUUAUUGAUCUGAGACUGAGCUAUCUGCAUAGAGUUUGUGUGAGCCAGAAAACACACUGAUAUGGCCGGAGUUGAUAUUACAGGGUGGUUUCCUUUUCCAGUAUGUUUCUAGCAUAAUCAUCAUCUACUCUGCGUUUUAAGUUAUGACUGGCUCAUCCGUGUCUACACAUUAAUGUACAUACCAAGGCCAAAACAUUUGCAGAUUCAGGUAAAUCAUGGCAAACAUUUGCAGUAUAGCCGCAUAGUACAGGAAAACUUUAUUUUUUAUGAGUGGCCUUUUUUUUCCUCUACUUUUUUACUUAAAAUGUGAAUACUGUUAAAUCAUCACAUCAUUACUGUCACUGAUCAAUACACGAGGCUUCUGAUCGAACAAAUUUAAACACUCAUUUCUACUGGCACAGAUGUAAUUUCAAGACAAAAUCAUGUUUUUACACCAAUGAUUGUAGAUUCAUUUUAGACAUGACAUCCUGGAAUUCUACUGAAAAGUAAAACGUGCAAUAUUACAUCCGUUCAGUUUGACACUGAAAAUGCAUAAAACUAACAGUCAUCUGGAUUUUUUUUUAUCAUUAUUAUUAUUAUUGUUACACACCUCGUCGUCAUCACAUUGAGACCAAAGAUUAAUCAGCAUCUGACCGACCUACAUUUCCAAGUAUUUACCUCAACCUCCCCACAGCCUCAGCAGCCACACCACCAUCCAGCACAUCGAGAUGUAGCUUUAGUGGUUUACUGCUUACAGUGGUUUACAGCCAUUUACGUCAUAAAACUGCAAUACAGCUGAUCGUCCACUAAACCCCGCCCUCUCACAGCAAUUGUCCAAUCACAGCUUAGUAGCCUUGGGUUUGUUUUGGGGGGGGGGUUGUAUCAUUUUAAAGUCUGGGAGAUGGAGUUUCCAGGGUGUUGAUCUGCCCUUCUGAAACCUCAUUAACAUGCUAGCAUGCUUCCUACAGCAGUAACCGAGCUAACUUUCUAGGGUGAAGAGCAUUAACGCUCGCUACCUAAUCAAAACAAAAAUGGCAGCCUUCCAGCUAACUGGAUAACAGAGUGGUAACUUGGGAAAGGGCUUAAAUAGUCUUAGUCACUGUGCAUUUUUUUAAUUCAUGUGAUUACAGGAGUCAAAACAGCACAGCAGAAUUUGGACAAAGACAAGUGCGCAAACUGAGCUUUUAGACAGAGUUGCUUUAGAACAACAUAAAUACCUUUAGCUGAAAAACCCUUCAAGUUUCUCAUAAUACUAGACUAACCCAUCUAGCCUUUUAAUAUUACAUCAUGCAUGUGGCCAUCACAUUCACAUGAAAGGCUCCUUUUACAAGAUUCGUCUUAUAAAAACAAGUAAGCCGGAAGCAUUAUUGAACUGGAGAUCACAACAAUGCCCUAAGAACACAGAACACUGGGUACUUCAGACCCUGGGAACAUCGCACCUGAGGAACAUUGAUGUUCUACAACCAACUCGUUAAGAUAAAACUAAAGGCUACCAGCUAUAGUUGUCAUUUGAUGUUGUUGAUCAAAAUUUUACUAUGAAUUCCGAUGUUAAACCGAACUCUUGACGGACAGCAAGCGGCAACUAAAGGGGGAGGGGCUUAGCCAACGGCUGACAUUUGUCACCUAAAUGUGAUGUAGCUACUUCAUCCUCUAAAUAAACUCUCAUUAACACAUCACAUCACCUACACACCCAAAGAGUCAUACACAAAUACCAAAUGAAGGACUCGCUGGCUGUUUCACACAGACCCGUCUUCACAGCCACGCCGAGUUCUGAUGUGGUCUCAGUGGUGUCGACCGGAGAGAACAAACGUCUGCUUUUCAAACCCUCUUUUAUGACUCUUCAUUAAUACUGUCCGCAACAGGAGAGAGAGAGAGACAGGGAGACGGGCGGUUGAAUUUUACAAGGCCAGUGGCUUUUUCCUGCAUACAGAUGUAUGAUUACAGAUUUUUUUCCCCCAAGUGUCGUUAGAAUGAUCCCUGCGGAGAAAUGCUCUUUUGCAAGUGCUUGUAUCAUCUGCUUGUCGUACGCUGCCGCCUGAAACUGCAAGUGUUUGUAUAACCACUGUCAUAUUGCAGUCAGAGAAAAGGUGGCUGACGGUCAAAUCUGUUUGUCUUAAAUGUGUCAAGAAAAGCCGAAACACUUUGAGGCUGUCUGGCAGUAAAGUCUUCACUUUCUUCACUGGACUCGACUAAUCGCUUUCGCUCCCACUUUCUCUAACAAUGUUAUUUUAGACGACAAAGAGCAGCAUAGUGGUGUUGUGGAGAUAAGAUACUGCUGUGUGGUAUUAUUUUUUUAUCUCUGACUUAUGAGUUGGAUUGAGAGCUGUUAAGUCACGCAGAUUCAGCAAGGUCCAGUGGUCGGUAUAAAGAAACAAGAACUUGUUUUUAUCUUUUCAUGACACUCCAUAACACACCGAGAUACGCAAAAUCACACAGUAUCAUAGCUGUCUGUAAUUUCUGUAACUGCUGUUGUUUUGAUUACAUUUGAAAUAAUAAACAAUGUUGUUAAAUACAAA
Molecule: messenger RNA, 6247 nt
Organism: Scatophagus argus
Lineage: Eukaryota; Metazoa; Chordata; Actinopteri; Scatophagidae
Gene: plxdc2b
Product: plexin domain containing 2b
Exons: 15
Coding region: 1075-2466 (463 amino acids)
Source: RefSeq, a predicted model, not a curated record